Messenger RNA from Anthonomus grandis grandis, 1823 nucleotides. RefSeq names its product armadillo repeat-containing protein 6 homolog. The record is from RefSeq and is a predicted model, not a curated record. NCBI's taxonomy places the organism in Eukaryota, Metazoa, Arthropoda, Insecta, Coleoptera, Curculionidae. Gene Ontology annotation, biological process: hematopoietic progenitor cell differentiation. The coding region runs from base 208 to 1611 and encodes 467 amino acids. The transcript has 7 exons.
UGAGUUUUUAGGAAUUGUUGUUUUUGUUUAAUUUGGGAGAAACUAUUGUGAAAGUUGUCCAAUAAACUUAAUAAUUCUUCAUUACCACGAUUUCUAUUAAAUAACAAUUAAUUACAAACAAUAUUUUCAAAAGAUCGUAACGAAUAAAGUUAUAUCGAAUUUAGUCGGCAGCUUUUCCCGAUAGAAAUCCCAGCUGUUUUACCAAAUAUGGUACUGCAAAUCACCCAAGAGACUUUUGAUAAUGCCGUUCAAGAAAAUGUGGAAAUCUUGGGGCUCAGCGAGACUGAAGCGGUCGAAGAAGCCGUAAAGCAGUUCGAAACUCAGGGGGUCGAUUUAAGUAAAAUUAUAAAAGAUAUAGCAAUGUCAAAGCAAGAAUUCGAAGAAAUCACUGCGGCAGUAAAAAAAUUAGAGCAGUUACAAAAAAGCAAAAGCUCCUCUGAGAGUAUUAAUGCCACACUCGAAGUUUUAAGAACUGAAUGUGAGAGAGGGUUGCAACAGAAAGUGGCCGCAGGGAAAGCAGAUGCAUAUUUUGUUCUCCUAAAUGUGUUUGAAGCUUAUAAAGAUAAAGUGGUAAGAGGCAAUACCCUCAAGACCCUAAUUGCUCUUAUGACCAAACAGCCUGACUUACUGGAAGACAGAGGGGUAGAUUUUAUAAUAAAUAAUCUUAAAGAUCAUAAUGAGGAUCCUGAAAUUCAAAGGCUGCUUCUGAGAUGGACCAAAGAAUGUUGUGUAAUGCACGAGAUGAAUAGGCAAAAGAUAUUUGGUGCCCAUUUUGUUGAUAUAAUAAAAAGUCUUCUAAAGGACACCACAACUGUAGAAGUAAUAAGGGAGGUGCUUGCAGUGAGUAGGGCACUGGUUUUGGAUGAUGAUGUUAGGGUAGAAUUUGGAAUGGCUCAUGAGCAUGCUAGAGUGAUUGCUAGUGAAACUCUAUGUGCUUUAAUGACCUUGUUGUCCAAAUUUAAAGGAGAGGAGCAAUUAACUCAGGACAUCAUUUUAACUCUCACUGCCUUAAUGGUAAGAUCUGAGUUUUGCAAGAAAGUCGAAGAUGCUGGUGGUUUGGACCUAAUCAAAAACGUUAUGGAAACCUUCUCAAAUACUGAUAAAAUCAUCAGACAGUGCUUUAAACUCAUCAAAGCUCUUGGAGGAAACGAUGACUGCAAAGUGCAUCUAAUUAAAAAAGGAUAUGUGAACAUUUUAAAGGAAUGUCUGAGCACCAGCAUGGAAAAUCCUGCUACUGUUGUGGCAGGCUUGGCCGCUGUAUCAGCCCUAACACUUAGAAGCCCCGAAAACAGCAAGGCAUUUUUCGAGGGGGGCAUCCCAGAGGUUAUCGUUGAAGCUAUGAAACAUUACCCUGACCAUAAACCUACACAUAAAACUGCCAGUUGGGCCAUCAGAAACAUGGUUUCGCGGAGCAAGUAUCAAAACCAGAAAUUUCUAGAGUUGGGAGUAGAAGAGAUUUUGCAACAAGACCUGAAAAAGUUUAAAGAGAUUGAGUAUGAUAUUAAAGCUGCUUUAAGAGAUUUGGGUUGCAAAGUGAACUUUAAGGAAGAGUGGACCGGUAAAGGGGGAGCUCUUACCUCUGGGUUUGAUAGGAACGAAAAUGACGACUGAGGGUGGGUAAAGAUGAGAAAAUGCUUUACUAAAGUCUUUAAAAUGCACUUAUCUAUCUACAAAAUUCGCUUAUUAAUUUGCCUACUUGUGCUCACACGUACUGAUUAUUAUAGUCUAUUUAUAUUAAAGCUUUAAUUUCUCCAACAUUGUGUAUUAGCUUCUUUUAUACAUUUUAUAUCAAAUACAUUUAAAAUAAAAUUAUGUUGUUGAAA